AUGUCGCAGUAUUGCUUCCCCUUCAUAUCACUGCUGCCUCUCUUCUCUUCCUUCACGCCCACCCUCUGCUGCCUCUCUUCUCUUCCUUCACGCCCACCCUCUGCUGCCUCUCUUCUCUUCCUUCACGCCCACCCUCUGCUGGCUCUCUUCUCUUCCUUCACGCCCACCCUCACCUCCCCUUGUCUCACUCUGUUCCCCCCCACCUCCCCUUGUCUCACUCUGUUCCCCCCCACCUCCCCUUGUCUUACUCUGUUCCCCCCCUCUCUCCCUCCACCCCUGUUCCCUGCUUUCCGACUCACCCCUCAUCCCCUUCCUCCUCCACUACCUACACUUUCCCCUCGCUGA
Closterium sp. Naga37s-1 is the source of this 345-nucleotide messenger RNA. NCBI's taxonomy places the organism in Eukaryota, Viridiplantae, Streptophyta, Zygnematophyceae, Desmidiales, Closteriaceae. The record is from the annotation of a GenBank genome assembly.